This is a messenger RNA of Paramecium tetraurelia, 1020 nucleotides long. RefSeq lists its product as uncharacterized. The record is from RefSeq and is a predicted model, not a curated record. Lineage: Eukaryota; Ciliophora; Oligohymenophorea; Peniculida; Parameciidae. The transcript has 2 exons.
AUGAAACAAAGAAGGUAUUCUAAUUUCUUAGAUCAAGAUGAGGAGUUUGCUUAAUUCUAAUAUCACUCUUUAAUCUCGAAAAAUAACUCUUAAAAUUACUAAUCCAAAAAUAAUAGAAUUUCAGAAUUUUUAUAAAAAAAUCAUAACGAUCGAAAUCAAUAAGUAAAUAAGAUCAAUACAAAUAAUAAUAAUAUAGAAAAAGCUAAAAGUUUAAAAGAUCUUAAACGAUAAAAUUAAUUAUAUCAAAUAGGUUUAAAGUUCAAGAAGAUAACAAAGGAAAAUUUUAUAUUAAAUCAAAAACUAGUAGAAUUCAAAGAUAUUUUUGGGUAAUGCUGCACUUGUCUAAUAGGAAAUGAAGUUGAAUAUCCUUAAUUCUAAAAUAAUGAAGUUUACUAUCUCUCUGGAGUGCAAAUCAAGGAAUCUUUAAAACAAAAUAAAGAUUUCUAGAUUAUGAUACAGAAAGGUAAAAUCACAUAAUACCCUCCAGAUGAAUAAGUGUAGUAAACCAAACCUAUAGAAUAAGAACAAAAAGACAAUAAUCUAGAGAUCAACUCUUCUACUCAGAAUUAUUCAAUUAUCAAUCAAUUUUAAUAAAUUGAAUUCCCUUCACAAAACUCUACAAUAAAGACAUAUUUUAAUAUUUUAGCAAUUGUUAUUUAAUAAUUUGAUAAAAAAUAAAUCUGGAGUUAACAAAAGGGGCGAUUUUUUGAUUUUAUUAAAGUUGAGGUUAUGGAUUAAGAUGGAUAAUUAGACUCCAUUACAUUAUGGAAUACAUUUUUAGAACAUAAAUUCACUCCUUAUUAAAUUGUGUUUUUCUAGAAUAUAGAAUUAAAGACCACACCAGGAAGUUAAUAUCUUUAAACUAUUGACGGUAUAUCAAAAAUUACAACUGACGAUUCAUAAUUAUAAUUCUUACAUAACUUUUAUGAAGUAAAGGCUACUAUGACAAGGCAUCUAGAAGUUAUAAAAUUUAAGAAACUUAUAUCAUAUCGAGAAAUAUUGUAAUAAAAUCCUAAUUGA